GGGAGCUCCUGCCCUUCAGAGGAGCAGGUCACCCUUCCUGGGAGGGGGGGAAUGCCGCGGGGACGCGCCGGCGGGGCAGUAGCGCGCCCGCGCCCACCGGCGCUGCCUGCGCGCCCGCCGCGGCCCCGGGGGGCUCCGGGGCUACCCUGCGGCGGGGGGCGGGGAGAAAACGCGGGGGUGACCGCGGCUCCGCGGGGCCGGGGGAGCGGAGGGACGGCGGGUUGGAUGGACGGAUGAGGGAUGAUGGAGGGAUAACGGGUGAAGGGAUGGAGGGAUAACGGGUGGAGGGAUGGAAAGAUGGAGGGGUGAAGGACGGAGGGGCGGCAGGACGUGGGAUGGAGGGAUGAGGGAUGGAGGGAGAAGGGAUGGAAGAACGAGAAAAUGAGGGGAGAAGGGCCGAGGGACGGAGGGCUGCAGGAGCGAGCGCCCGCGCUUCCCAGCUGCUCCCGCUCCGCUGCGCGCCCCCGCUCCGCUCCCCGCCUCCCCCCCCCCCCCCCCCCCCCCCACGCCAUCCGCCGCCGCGCGUUCCCGCGCCCGGGGCUGACUCUCCCUCGCAUCCUCCUCCGGCGGCGGCGGCGGCGGCGGCAGCGCCGGGGAUGGGCAGCGAGAGCGCGCCCAGGAGCAGCCCGGGCCCCGCCGCUCCCCCCUGCUCCCGCACCCGCUGCUGCUCCUGCCCCGCCGCCCCCCGCGCCCCGGGGGCAGCGCCGCCGCCGCCGCCACACCCGCAGCCCCCGCCUCGGACGGAACAAAUUAUGACAUCGACAUCUAAAGGAAUUUUCCGGCCAUUUUUUAUUAUCUUCAUUGUCCUUGGUUGUUUCAUGGCAUUUAUACUAAUUUAUAUCAAACCAACAAAUAGCUGGAUCUCUGGUCCUAUAGAAUCAGCCAGCUCAGUUUUGAAAAUGAAGAGCUUCUUUUCUUCCAAAACAGAUAAUCUUAACGAGACUACUGUUUUGAUCUGGGUUUGGCCAUUUGGUCAGACAUUCGAUCUAACAUCCUGCCAAACAAUGUUCAAUAUCCAUGGGUGCCAUCUGACUAUUGACCGCUCACUAUAUAACAGGUCCCAUGCUGUUCUCAUUCAUCACAGGGACAUUAGCUGGGAUCUGACUAAUUUACCUCAGCAAGCCAGGCCACCAUUCCAGAAAUGGAUUUGGAUGAACUUGGAGUCUCCAACUCAUACUCCACAAAAGAGUGGCAUUGAACACCUCUUUAACCUGACCCUGACUUAUCGGCGUGAUUCAGAUAUUCAGGUGCCUUAUGGCUUCAUGAUGGUCGGUACAAGUUCCUUUACAUUUGAAGUGCCAAGUAAGGAAAACUUGGUCUGUUGGGUUGUAAGUAAUUGGAACCCUGAGCACGCUCGAGUCAAGUAUUACAAUGAGCUUAGCAAAUACAUUGAAAUCCAUACCUAUGGACAAGCCUUUGGAGACUACGUCAAUGAUAAGAACUUGAUUCCAACUAUCUCCACCUGCAAAUUCUACCUUUCCUUUGAAAAUUCAAUCCACAAAGAUUACAUUACUGAGAAACUUUACAAUGCUCUUCUGGCCGGAUCAGUACCAGUUGUACUGGGCCCUUCCAGAGAAAACUAUGAGAAUUACAUUCCAGCAGACUCUUUCAUACACGUGGAAGAUUUUCUCUCCCCAAGAGAGCUGGCAGAAUAUCUUCUGAUGCUUGACAAAAACAACAAGAUGUACCUUAGUUAUUUCAACUGGAAGAAGGAUUUCUCAGUGCAUCUUCCUAGGUUCUGGGAAUCACACGCAUGUCUUGCUUGUGAUCAUGUGAAAAGACACCAGGAAUACAAGUCCAUUGGAAAUUUAGAAACAUGGUUCUGGAAUUAAUUUGUGUGUGUGUGCGUGUGCGUGUGCGUGUGCACUUUUUUGAAGAAGCCAGAAGAAAUUUCGGUCCAAGUGGAGAGGAAAGGAAAAGAGGGAAAAAAAAAAGAAGAAAAAGAGAAAAAAAAAAAAAAAAAACAGAAGGAAAAGAGAACCUUAUGUCAUGGUUUAUCAGCUGUCCUCUUUUGGCUAUCCUAUUUAUAUUUUGUAAAAGAUUUUAAAGGAUCAUCAGCAGCAGUAAUCAAUACUCAGUUUUAAAUUACAAUGCACAUACUAAUUAUGUGCAUUGAAAAAUAUUUGAUUGUUUACUAUAAUUUUUAAACAAGGUUUUCCACAUUUUCUGUGAAAUAUGUCCCCGUUGUACACUUAAAGUAGUCAUUUUUAACACUUCUUUUUUCUUUAUUUCUAACAUUACAUUUACUGUUUAACCUCUUUGGAAAAGCAGGACACAAGUUUUAAAUGCCAGAGAGAAUUUUAAGAACAUAAUUUGCUGUUCCAGUCUGAAAUGUGUGUAAUAUUUAAAAGACAGUAAAUUUUUUUAUGGUUCAUCUUACAUUUUAAGAACACAGUAAAGUUCAAUACCUACCAUUAUUCCAGUGUGAUCAAUUGCAUCCCUUUUGAAGGGUGAUGAACCUAGAAAUACAGUUUUUAAAAGGUAUUACAACUGUAGACAGUCUUUGUUUCUAAAAAUAAGAUGUUUCUUAACCAAUAGGUCUAUUAAAUUACUUUAGGAUUAUAUCUUUUCUUACCCUUAGAAGAAUGAAGAAGUCAGAUGUAGAAAAGAUGAACAACCUUAGUGACCAAAGCCCAGAUUCAUCCAAUUUUUUAGUGUAUUUAAAUGUAGCAUGUCCUUAAGUCUCAUUGUGUCUCAAGUAUUGUUUACAGGAACCAGGGUUGUAAGUGGUGUUAUACUGAUACAGAGAUAAACAGAUUUUUAACACAGGCAUUUGAUUACAUCAGCCUCCUGCACUGAAAUCAGCUGGUAUAAUGGAUUUUUAUAAAUAGCUUGUUGAGAAAAUUUAGCUAUUUCUCUCCUAUAAUUUCUUGAAUAGUUGUGACUUUGUCCUCAAUUCUGUAAAGAUCUGUUGAACUGUAAUUGUAUCUGGAAAAUUUGUUGUGGCUUACAAAUGUGGAACAAAAUGUCCAAACUUUAUUUUCUGAAAGAAAUAUGCUGAAAUUCAGUAAAUAAGUUACCAGGCUGGCAUAUUCAACCAUUCAAGUUAUUAAGCUAAUGAGUUUUGUUUUUUGAAAAUAUUUUAUGUGAAAGAUAUAAACGAAUGCACUCUUGCACUCUUAAGAGCAGCAGUUGCUAUCAAAAUUUAAAUAUAUACAUAGGUUCCUAAGUAUUAAAUUUGCUCUGAUAGCAAAUACAAAAAUGGGGAUGAUUGUCAUGAUUGUUUAAAAUGUCUGCUUUUAACACGUCAUUUGAUUUUAUUACUUUUUUCUUUCAGCUGUCUUAAAUAUCUGAUUGCCCUAUAUAUUCAUACGUACAAGGUUGGUUUAAUGACAUAAAUGUAUGGAUAUCUUUUGGUAUCAAGUGAAAGCCAAUCAGCUUGGUUUUUCAGGUCAAAAAGUUACAAAUCACACCUUCUACGAAAAAAAAAAAGAGUUUAACUGGAAAAACUUCAGCUUAUGUGAUGUGUAAGACCUUGAUCAAGGAAAGUAGUUGAUCAAGUACUUAAGAUUAAACUUGCAGACAACAACGUUGCUGAAAUAAGAGAAUAAGGGAUAAGCAAUGAUAAACAUUUAACAAAAGAUAAGGUCAUUUGUCAGAUACCUUUUUUUACCCCAGGCUGGAAAAGAAACACAGAAGGUUGUAAGACUAUUGUAGUUACAUUUCUAGAACAGGAAACUCCAAGGAAAGGUUAUAGGCUUCAAAAGCUGUUUUCUGAUCAGAUAUUUAUUUAUACUAUUUAUUGCUGUCCUUAAAAACUAGUUGGCAAUAUACGGUGAACCUCCUAACCUCACCAGCAUUCCAGAACGAAACAAGAUGAGCUUACUUUGCAAAUUAAUGCAAUAUAAAGAAACCCAGUCUUAUAAAAACAAAGUCCUGACAUGGAUGUAAUGUGAGUAGUAUCUCUAUCAUUUUGAAGGCAAGUGGCUACUGCCUACAGUCUGUCCUAUAGGACAUCGUACUUUUUGUUUUCAGGAGGCUGUGAAAUUCUCAGUCACUGAAUAUGCCACUGCUUCGGCUGGAUAAUCUGAUACCCUUGAUGCUGGAAUUUGGAAGUUCUUUACAUUGAUCUCAGUGGAAGUACAUUCACCUCUUGGUAAACGUGCACAGUCCCUUAUUUCAUUCCUCAUUUCAAUAGUGGGAGUUGUGCUGUGUGUUACAAGGCCUUAUGUCAAAUCAGACUGGUUUCUUGGCAUCAAGAUUCAGACGAUAACUUCUUAUGUUAAUAACAAGUAAGCACAAUAAUAAGACUUGUUACUAUAAUUCUCAAUCAGUAUAUAUACAGGAAAGUUUUUAAAUAUAAACUAAAUUUUAAGCCUGUAAGUAAUGGCAUUACCUCUGUGAGUACUGGAUACAGUCAGCAUGGCUAAUCUUGUGCUGAAUUUUAAGUGAUUUGAAAGUCUUUUGCAGGAACUGGAAAGAGAGUUAUUCUCUUCAUACAAGGCUUGUAUACUUUGCAUUCAGGAUGAAUUGCUAAAAUUGUGUUAAAGAUUAAUAAAACAGUAGACAAAUCUAAUGCAGAUGGAAAUGACCAAAAAUCAUGACAAAAUCCUAAACAAGAGACAUGACCCUAAUGCCUCACUGAAAUUCUUGAAGUGUGUGGGCUGGAACAUAAGUGAGCCAGCCAUUUUAUGAAGAUUUUAAGGUGAUUUACAGGUAUCGAGCCUUAAGCAGUUCUGGCCAUAAAGAGCUUUGCUGACAGAAGAUGAAGCAUCUUCAGGCAUGUCCAGCCUAGGUGGUAAAUGAUGCAAAGCAAUGGAUGUAAAACAUCUGGACUCCAUGCAUGCGUAAAGGCACUCUACCUAGACCGACACACCUGACUCACGGAAGAUUGAUCCCAGUCUAUAUAUAACAUUAAGCAUUGUGAUGGCUGUGCUCCUUCAGUGGGCUACCCUACAUGAACAGCUAGCAUAAAUAGACUCAAAUAGUAAAUCGCUGUGGAGGAGAACGGGCAAAACCAAUUAAUUAUGGAAGGGCAAAUGACAUGGAAUUAGUUAAAACAGAGAAGACUGUAUUAUUUAAGCCUUGGUACCACCGGCAAAAGAAGAUAGUUGUACAAGAAAAGAGAAACGAAAGAUGAGAAAUCACGCCAAUUCUUACUAUUUUCUCAACAGUUUUAUUUCAGGCAUUCAGUUUAUUUUAUUUGCCAGCCCACAAUAAUCUUGCAUAUGCACUUGUCACAAGUUAACUUGGCAGUCACUGAAGACAGUGAGUAAUCAUUAUUCUUUCUUUCACAAUGGCUUCUUUUGGAUGCUUUUAGGCUCUCCGUCAUGCACCGAGCUGUCAACAUUACUGCCUUUCUCUGGGUGGAAAAUAAGACCCAAAACAGAUAAAAUACUGGCUGCAGGUGUAUUGCUACCCCAGUGAAUGUGAACACACAUCAGACGCAACUGGCAGCAGAUCCUUCUAAAGCAGAGCUUUCUUUUCAUUUCACAGACACUCGGUGACCACAGCAGGUCUUGCUCAGUAUGAGAUCUCCAUCCCUUAGCGAAUCCCGGUUGCCAGUUUCUUUGAAUACCUCUUACCACCCAAGAAGGCUGUACCCACAAUGAACAAGCAGCCGGAGCGAGGCCCACAGAAUUUGCGAGAGACAGACAGCAACAUAUUUUUCUUUUAAGAAACAGAUCAAGUAAAAUGGAAGUUGGACUGAGAGACCAUGAAUGUGGGGACAUGCAGGCUGAGCUAGAUAUGGGAAAUUGGCACUACUGAGCACAGUAAACAGCUACUUACUGUUUCUCAAAUUGGGCAUUAAAAGAAAAAACCAAACACCACGUAAUUUUCUCACAUCUCUAAUCAAGCAAGCUUCAGUUAAAUAACCAAUAACUGUUGCAGAUUAUUCAAGCAUGGGACUCCUGUUGGCCUUGUAUUAGCUCUUCUAUUAGCUAAAAUAUAACAUUCAUGGGGAAGAGUGAAGUCUGUUAGUAAGCUAGUCAUAGUUCUUAUCUGAAUUCAAGAAUCUUUAUUCUUGCUUUCUUUUCUUUUUUGAUUUUGAAGUAAAUCUUCAUGUCCUCAUGCAACAGUACUUUCUGGACUUGAUUCAAGAGAGACCUUAAGCACAUGCAUAUGACCACGAUACUCAAGCACACGCUUAAAUUUAAGAGCAUCUUAACUGCUUUCAUGCACUGGGGCUUCAAAGAGUAUGUUUUGUAUUGCCUUUGGGAAUUGUGCCGAAGAGCACAGCCUGUAGCCAACAAAGGCCAAUUUGUGUGGCUUCUUUUGCCCAUCCUGUGAGUGGAGUGGCUACUCUACACUGAAAACUGGCUUAGCGUAUAUCCAGUAUGCCUUGGCCCCACUCUUCUGCUUCAGCACACUCUAUGUGCCACCGUUGCUUCACGCUACCACACAGCAAUGGCACUGCACCUUACAGCCUCCCUCUGCUGCACGGGGUGAGUGAACUUGCAUGUGAUAUAAGGAGGUGAGAGGAGCUGAGGAUUGCUGAGAUAGUUUUUCGAGGACUGUCCUAGGAAGAAAGCAUAAAACCUGGUCAUGCGUGCAUCCUUGUAACCUGGACUGAGUGUGCCCUAGAGAGGGUCACUCUCAGACAUACCUGAUUUUCCUCUUGGAGGGAAAUAUUUGUUUCAGUCUAGAUGGGAGUGAACAACGGUGUGUGCAAAGUGGGAACAAGAGCUGUGUCUGUGCAGGCUGACAAGGAGCCUUCUGACCUAUUUAAACCUAAUGGUGAAAGUUAAUCAAAUAUUCAAGUGUUUCCUUGGUCAAAACUAGCACAUUAUUCAGGAAAGAGUCCAGGAUAAGUAUUUGUUUAUCUACUAGUUGGUGGGCUUUUUCAUUAAUAUUGGCUGACAGUUCUGUUUUGUUUAUUUGUUUUUAAUAUAAGUGAUUUUUACAUGUCAGAAAUCCAUCAAUAUGAUUCAUACAAAAUAGUUAUUUCAGUUUCAUCUUUCACUCCUUGCUCAGGCAAAUCUUCCAUUGGAGUCAGCAGGUGAUUUGGGAGACUCCUAUACCAGUAGUACAGGAAUGAGCCUAGACUGGAAUGUCUGGGGUAAAAAACAACGUUCUUAUUCAUGGAUAUUUCCUUUCUAAUACUUGGAUAACGAGUGCUAUAGACAAUUCUACCUUUAGAGAAUCAAUUUAAAAUUCAUACUGGUUAGAUAUGUUCAUAAAAGCUACAGAAAUGCCAAGAAAUUGAUUAAAUAAACCAUGCAGUAGUAAUUUUAAUUCAUGGCACAAAUGCCACAGAGUGAUACAGAUGAUAAAACCACAAACUCAUGAGAAAUAAUUAGGCCUAGAGACAUCACCCUGCAGUUUUCAUAUUGGAAAAAGUCACUUCAUUACUCUAUUGGAAAGGUAAUUAAUUGGGAAUCUUUUACGUUGCCGUAUUCUCUAUGCAAUUAACUGAAACCAACAGUCUCUCUGCAGUGAAUAGUUCAGAGAUUUGCUCAUGUGGCAGAGAGCCUUUCACCUCCAGGUUAAUAGCCUGAAUUAUGAGUAGGUUGGUCCAGAUCGCUGUUUGGGAACCUCUAGUAGAUGACUCGGUAAUCUCAGUCAGGUUUCUCAUUCCUGCUUUUAGCCAAGGAGGCAAAGAACUGAACCGAGACUCAUCUGACGUCUUCUGAGCAUUUCUCGGCAUGCUCACAGGGUGGCUUAGGAUGGUCUCACUCCUGCAGCCUGUACCAUGCCCGUUUAUGAUUACGCAGAAGACUUUGCUGUUCCAAGUAGUAAGAGUAUUGGCAUUUUUUUGAAGUACGGUGCCAGUCUGUACAAACGAAAUAUUCAUACAUGAGGGAACUCUUCAUUAACAUUCCUAAGUAAAUAAUUAGUAGGAAAAUCAUUUAAUCAUUGCGAAUUGGCAGCAAAUGCAAUUGUUUGUUAUUCUUUAUAUGAAUUAGUCCAGCGGAAAACAGGCUUUGAUGAAACCUUAUCCCCCUGACUUGAUACAGCCUGUUUGGAUCCAGAUACAGGGUCAUGCAUGAUAGCAAAAUUUGACAGAUAUAUGGUAAACCACACUUACAUAUAUAUAACGUUUGGAUAAAUUUCCCAUAGAACUUUGAAUCUGUAACUAAACACUUUAGCAGUCACCAGAUGAAAAAUGUUCCCAUCAAUUCUUUUCUUUAUAAUGUGACAGGAAAAGCCAGUCUGAUAAAUGCUGUUUGGCAAAUAAAUUAACCAUAAAAUCUGCAUUUUCCAUUGCUGUUUUGUUUUGUAACACACACGUUCUAAGAGCUGAGAUUAAAAAGUUUGGAAAGUUAACUCCCUUGGUGCAAUUUAAUGUUUUAAAGAUUCAGUGGAUAUACUGAAAUGAAGAAAGUGAGAAGCUUUUCCAUCUAUACAAAAUCCUAAUGUGCCAAACUGUUUCCAGUGAAUGAACAAAACAGUUAAAUAUAUUGACUUUUUAUUAGGAUUUGCAAAAUCUUCUAUUAACGCACUGUAAUUUUGCACUAUUUUGUAAGAAAAGAAAAAAGGAAAAAGAAAAAAGGAACUGGAAAAGAAACAGAAAAAAAUCUAAAAAUAGAUGCCAAAUGUAUAGUUUGUAAAAUACUAUUUUUCUUAUAUAAGGUGUCAUCACAUUGUGAAUCUAACUGUGUUAUUGUAAAUUGUGAAAAAUGUGAUGUACUGUUGUGACACAGCCUACCAAGGGCCAUUUCUAACACACAGAUUAGUCACCUGGACUUGUUUAUAAGAAACACAUUCAUAAAUCUGAGAUCUCUUUUAUACUUAUUUUUUGUAGACUAUUUUUCCACAUUUACAACACAGCUGUUAUUUUAUAUCAAACAUUAAUUUUGCUUUAAAAUAUUGUUUGAAUAGGUGGGUGGGUGUCUUAAGUGUGCCAGAGACUCAAAACUGUAACAAAGAUAAUUCAGAAACUAUUCUUUGCCAAAAUGUAAUGCUACUGAAAUCGAAGAUGUUUUGUUGAACAAGCAGACACACUGUCAAUAAAUGAGAGUUUCUAUCCUGUGAUAAUGAUGAUAAUGUUACUUUGCUCGGAUAAAUGCCUCAUAGUUAUGAGCUGCAUUCCCUUCUGUCAUUCUGUAUGCUGUGGAAACAAAACUGGGUGCCAUAGCUGAAUGUCAUAGAUAUUCAGCCACUCACAUAAUGUGCCAUGGACUUGACCUCCAAAAUAUAUUGAUAGAAUUAGGAGGAAAACCCUCAAGCUGCUUGUCCUGAUUCAAACCCGCUUUCUGUGGUGGGUCACAUUAAAAUGGGAUGGUUGACACACACAGGACUGAUAUGAUCUCAGUAAAGAUAGUGAGUUCUGUAUGUAGAAACAUGAGACCACAUUCACCCUCUUAGUACAAGAUCAGGACCAAAGUCCCCUUCUUGUCUAUUUGAGCUUACACGCAUAGCAUUGAGUGGGAUCUGAUAGGAACCCUUGCUUCUUGUUCUCAGCUAAUGAUAUUCCUUGUACUGACAAUUUAAUUUUUAUGUGUUUUAUAUAGUAUAUCUAUAAUGCAUAAAUUCAUGUGUAAGAAAUAGUAACCAUGGAAAAAUGAAUUUUAAUAAAAAUAAUGAAAACCAUUCUUACCUGCAGGCACAUUUUAAGAUGCCAUGUUAAAAGGAGAUCUUGUAAAAAGCUGUAUUUUUUAUUUAUUAGUGAUUGUAUAUUUUGCCCCAUGACCUAGACAUUUUAUAACAGGGAUUCUACCAAGCUGGUUUUUUGUUCCCUUUGAAGAAUAUCAUCACCCUGAGAUGCAUCUGAAAAAUGUGGAGGUUCAACCACUGAUGUUUUUCACUAUUUUUUUAAUUUGAUGUUGUUGUUCAACUUUCUUCUGAUUACCUAUAACUAUGUUCAGAGUUUUCAACAAAAUUUGACAGCAGUCAGAAGAUACCUACUGUAUGAAACUACAGGUAACUGUAACCAUUUCAAGGACUUUCAUCAUUUAUGUGAAAUUAAUAUUUCAGAACUCUGAUUCCAAGAUGGUUAACAAGCAGCUCUCUGACUCUUAUUUAUUGAGCACUGGAAUUCUCCCCAAAGGAUAAACACUAAAUUAUGUAAAUAAUAGUGCUCUAUAUAAGCCUAAAAAUUAUUGUAAUAGGUAUAUUUAAAAUAAAAAGAGAACAUUCUAAGUGUA
Chroicocephalus ridibundus (black-headed gull) is the source of this 10028-nucleotide messenger RNA. It is a transcript of the gene FUT9, whose product is annotated as fucosyltransferase 9. The transcript has 2 exons. Gene Ontology annotation, molecular function: alpha-(1->3)-fucosyltransferase activity. Gene Ontology annotation, cellular component: membrane. The record is from RefSeq and is a predicted model, not a curated record. The coding region runs from base 351 to 1832 and encodes 493 amino acids. Lineage: Eukaryota; Metazoa; Chordata; Aves; Charadriiformes; Laridae.